This is a messenger RNA of Diabrotica balteata, 3757 nucleotides long. The record is from the annotation of a GenBank genome assembly. NCBI's taxonomy places the organism in Eukaryota, Metazoa, Arthropoda, Insecta, Coleoptera, Chrysomelidae.
ACAACGAGACUGAAUGUUAAUGUUCAAUGUCAAAUAAACCAGUUCUUAAACCCUCACCUUCCGCUAGUCCGCUUUGAAAAGAAAAUAAAAAAAUAGUAGUCAGUGUCAGUAGAAAUUCAUCCUCUGAGCAGUUUACAGUGAAGUAUAAAAACACAAAAACAGGUAGCUGGCUGGGAUCGCUGGGAUAAAAAUAGAAAUCGUUGACCUCGACGUUCCCCGAAAUCUACCGAGCUUUCAGUUCGUGAGGAACUAGAGUACGAGAGGUGACGAGAGUGCAUUCGGAAUUCUACGCCAUCGCGCGUUCCGCAUUGUAGGAAAUUAAUUGAUAUCCCUACUUUUUUCUUUGUGGAGAGGGAGAAGCUAUAUUGUCUGCGUCAUAACUCGCAGACAUCUUGUUCGCAAUACAGUGUUGGUUAGGAAACAGGUUAUGGUUGUAGUGAACUAGCGCGGGAGUUUGGACAAAAUUAUAUUUUAGUUAAUAAAAUCAAUUAUGGAUACCAGCACAGGUGAAUGCAGACUUUGUUUGUCACAAAAGGAACUAGUUUUAGUGUUUAACUGUGAUGGAGUAGGACCUAAACAAAUGAAGGAGUUGAUAUUUUUGACAACUGGAGUUGAAAUUUUGGAGAAAGACGUCGUCUCGAGGAAAAUAUGUACCGCUUGCAGCCAAGUCGUUAUUAAAAUGCAUGAAUUCAGAGAGAGAUCUAUUAAGACUGAUAAAUAUCUCAAGGAAAAAUGUAUACAGCGUUUAAAAGCGACGGAAAUGAAAAUUCCCAACACCAAUGUCACGAUUACAACAACAAAACAACUCAGAACAGAAACGCUAGACGAUUCCUAUCAUAAUAAUCAUAAUUUAUACCAAAAUGAAUUAAAUGAGGUAGAUGGAUCAAAAAAAGAUGAGAAUGAUACUUAUUCUCAUAAUUUAAAUAUACCUAAAAAAGUAAAAGUUCACGAAUCAGUGUCAGAACUUUUUAAGCGUCAUCCGAACCUUAAAUUACGGACUGAUGUUCUGAGUUUCGAUGUAAAUCCCUGUAUCAGCUUAGAGUUAGACGCAGUCGAAAAAUACUGUAGUGACAAUAAUAUAAAUUUAAAAUUAGCAACGGACGAUAAAAAUAUCUCGAUUACAAACAAUUCUGCAGAAACAAGUAUUUCAGAAAACACAAGUUAUAGUCCGGAUAAUCUGGAAAUUAUUUCUAAUCAUUUAUCUAAACGUAAAAGGGAAAGUAAUGAAAGUAACAACAAUAACGAGGAAAUUACCGUAACCCAACAAAGUAAAAUUAAAAGGCGAAGAUUAUCUUCGAGUGAUUUUAUAUCCGAUACGGACCAAAGAAACCCAACAUUAUUUGAAACUUUAGAAUUAAAACCCAGUCAACCUUCAUCUAAACAAACAAAGACUCAUAAAUGCAAAAUUUGCUUAUCAAUUCACAAAAACGCAAAGACUCUUAAAAUUCAUUACCAAGAACAUUUUUGUUGCAGCUUUUGUAGAGCAAGAUUCAGAAUAGUCGAACGUAGAAUAUCCCAUGAAAAGAAAUGUACCAUAGGUCACGCUUUAAAUAGUAGACCAUAUGUCGAAUUAACCAGAGUUGAUUUUGAUCCGAAUAUUAGAAACAAAUAUCUUAAUUGUAAUUCUGUCAUCAACAAAAAUAGUUUACAUGGUAAUGAAGUUAUACUAUUAUCCGACGAUGAAGAACCAGUUAAUAAGUCAACUAGCAUUACUAACAUAACGGUAGUUGCAACGGAAUCCAGCAGUAUUGAAAACGUGACCAAUAAAUGUUUAACGGAAUUAAACAAUGUUACAACAUAUUCUCCAGCUAAAUAUAACACGUUUGUACAGUCCCCUACUGCAAUCAGUAACAACGAACUUUUAUCUCAAACUGAGGUAUCAAACACUACUGAUGCAGAAGUGUUGUCAGUUCAGUAUUCAAGCACAGCAAUAGUGAGACCUGAUAUUAGAUUACAAGAAGACACAUUAGUAGACAUCAAUAAUAUAAAGGGUUCUGAUAAUAUUCUGCUAAAAGACUUACUACGACACGCAAAACGAGUCAAGCAUAAGUUGUUAAAAGCUCCAAGUAAUGAGGAUAUAACUAGAAAUGGGAUAAUGAAAAAUAUGUUUUUACAAUUAGGCUUGUAUAAAGUUCCAGUAAAUAUUCGACAUGGUCAACAUUGUGUAACUAUCUCUGAACAAGAAUCUAACACAACCAAAGAGGUAACAAUGUGGAAUGACAUAAAACCAUUGCCUUUAUUGAAUAAAAAGGCAAAUGUGGAUAUUAAAAAUAUAACAUUGAAACUAAGUGAAACUGUACUCACAAAGUCUGUAAAAACAAAUAACCCAGCGAAGGUGCAACGUAGGCAUUCGAUUCCGUAUGUACUAUACGGACCAAUAUCAAAAAUUCGCCAAACGGUAUCAAAUAUGGCAACGUCUAAUACCCAAUAUUCCAACACGCACUCAACUCAAGAUCAAACAAUGGUAUCUACUCCUAAUAUGCUUUCACAGUCUUCUACAACGGUCACAUCUCCUAAUGGUGUUCAAACUGUUUUUUCCCAACAUUUUACCCCCAAUUUUCUUAAUACUUCAAACGCACACUUACUUAAUUCUAGAAAUAAUACUUCACCAGUGAAUAGUAAUACCAGUUCGCCACAACUAAUUCCCCAUACUCCAAACAAUGCAAUAGUUAAUACUGCUACAUAUAAUUCUCGACAAGAAUUUGUACCUGUAUCAAACACUUUAAUUAAUUCAACAAAUGAUAUUUCUCAAGUUUUUCGAUCAUCUGGUGUAAUUAUGCCAGGUGUUAACCAUCGAUCAAUUUCAAGACCAAAUAAUACUUCACCAUUGAAUAGAACUGCUAGUUCUCCACAAAUAGUUCCAGAUACUCCAAACAACGCAAUAGUGAAUACCGCUUCACAUAAUUCUCGACAUGAAUUUCUACCUCUGUCAAACACUUCAAUUAAUUCAACAAAUGAUAUCUCUCAAGUUUUUAGAUCAUCUGGUAUAAUUAGGCCAGGUGUUAAUCAUCGAUCAAUUUCAAGAUCAAAUAGUACUUCACCACUGAAUAGAAACGCCAGUUCUCCACAAAUUCUUCACACCUCAGUUAAUAACGUUACUAAUAAUUCUCGACAAGAGUUUACUCGACCAAAUACUUCACCACUGAAUAGUAAUGCCAUUUCUCCACAAACAGUUCCUCAUAUCCUAAACAACUCAAUAGUUAAUAAUACUACAAAUUAUUCUCAACAAGAAUAUAUACCCCUAUCAAUCACUUCAAUGAAUUUAACAAAUAGUAGUUCUCAAGAUUUUAGAUCCGGCGGUGCCGUUAUGACAGAUGGUAAUCAUCCAUCAUUUUUAAGAUCUGUUUCAAAUCCUGCAGUAAAUGAUUGUAACCUUACCAACUACAAUCGUUUCAGUGCUCCACCUAACCAAAAAAAUGUACAAUAUACAUAUUCUAACAGUAAUAAUCAACAGAUUACUACACCUUCGUUAAAUAAUCAAAGUGUCAUACUUAACUCUCUAGUCGCAAAUGGUAAUGCACGUCAAUACAAUAAUCUUCAACAGAAUACCUUGAACGCAACAAGUCUUAUGCCAAAUAAUAAUAGCAAUAAUAAUUUAAGUACCUCUAGUAUUCCCUAUCAAAUUUCUGCUCUACCUAAUAAUUUCUCUUCCUCUAGACCCAUGAUUAGAGUUAGAAGUUUACAGGAAUUAAGAUAAUUGUAAUUAAAUAUAUUUUUAUAUUUUUGUACUGUAUUAUUAAAAUAAUAAUAAAUCGUU